ACGGCUCUCCGGGCUCCUUCCUCCUCCUCCUCCUCCUCCUCCUCCUCUCCUUCCUCGGAUUCCUCCUGCGAGCGGACCGCUGCGGACGCGCUGCUCCGUCUGCCGGCGAGGGGAUGGGCUGCCGCCACUCCGGGCCGUGGUUAGAAGAUGGAACGGGGGUCAGCGGGCCGGACCUCUGCCACGGCAGCCAACGAGAGGCACUUCGGAUCCUGAGCACCUACGAGCAGCCAAUCACGUUGCAGGUAGAGGGCCAGCGGGCGCAGCAGCGGGGCGCACAGCUCCGCACCUCGGACUGCAGCACGCAGACGGACCGGCUGUGGGAGGGCGUCAGAGGCCUGGGGGUCACCGCGGGGUCAGCGUCCAGGAUCAACACCCACACCGACAAGCCCUAUCGCAGUCACAUGACCCUGCCCCGCGACACCUGUGCAGCAUCCGAAUACCAUCCCAGCAUGCACUACGGAAUGGAGAACAUGGUAUAUAAAAACCCAGGACUGGCCAGCUGUAUGCCCCAAGGACAGAGCUGUUUGAUUGGAUGCUGCAACACAAACGUGGAGGAGCCCGGAAGCUUCUUGAGCCAGACAGAAGAUGAGGACUUCGUAACGGAGAGGCCAAUGGGUUACUUACCUCUCAUGCACGAGCUGGACAGUGGCCUGGGCUGGACGGACGGCAGCCUCCACCAGGGGGAGCUGUCGGGGCUGGAGACGGAGGAGGGCGUGGAGGAGCGCACCAGCCGGGGCGGUUCCCCCUCCUCCGAAUCCUUCAUCUCCUCCGAGCUGAGCGACUCCGGCUUCUACAGUGUCAGCACCGGGGAGUUCCGCCGCUUCCAGAAGCUUCUGGAGAGGAGGAUCCGCCUGUACCGGGCCCGGGCGCUCGCCCCGGGGGAGCAGCGGGACGGGCCCAAGGGCCGCAGGGAGCUGGAGUCCAUCCCCGAGGCGCUGACCCUCCAGCCGCAGAGCGCGCGCCCGCCGAGGCCCGCCGGGGCGCACAGGUGCACCAUGGGAACGUCGGCGGUGCAGUUCCGCAGGGCCGGGAGCCCCUGCCUCAGCCGCUGCAGCUCCAGCACGGGCUCGCUCUUCCGCCUCCACCCGGGGACCUCCAGCUGCAGUACGCCCUCCUGCCAGAGGAGGGCGAUGAUGCUGCAGCGGAACCCCACGGCAGGCUUCCUGAGGAGGAGCCACACGCUGCACCGCUCCGCCCCGCACGCGCUGGAGCGGCGGCGGGCGAGCCACCCGGCGUCGCCCGACUACUGCAGCACGGCGCUGCACCGCGGCCGGAGGCUGGCCGCCGAGCUCCCCGGCGCGAAGGAGCCGGUCCGCAAGCGCGGGGCGAGCGCCGACGUCAGGACCAGCCCCGCGCUGCGAGGAGCCGCCGAGGACCCCCGCGGAGUUUCGUCCGGUGAGCACUGCUGCGGCGGCGGCGGCAGGCUGGGCGACGCGAAGCCGGGGCGGGGUUUCGGUGGUCGGGACGUGGCCGAGAGGCACGGGAGCGGGGCGAGGGAGCGGGAGAAGCGCUUCCACACGCUCGGCCACUCGCAGGACAUCCACGAGACCUGGCCCAAGCCGGCCAACCGCUGCUGCCAGGGCCGGGGCGGCCUGUACAGCACGCUGGACAACCACUGCCCCGGCUCCCAGAGGGACCCGCCCGGCAACCCGCGCGCCCUGCGCCACCAGCUGCUGAAGGAGCGCGCCUCGCGGCUGGCGGACGAGCGCGGCGGCAUGACCACGGACGAGGAGUCGCACGGCGAGGUCAAGACGGGCCGCUACUGGAACAAGACGGAGCGGCGGCAGCACAUGCUGCUGGCCCGCGAGCAGCGGCUGCAGGAGCAGCAGGCCCGGGGGGUGCCCUGCGCCGGCGGGGCGGAGGCCCGCUACGGCAGCGCCGUCCUGGAGCUCAGCCACAGGAAGCUGAGCCGCCUGCGGAACCGCAAGCUGCUGGACAACUGGACCACCGUGGAGGAGCUGCUGACCCACGGCACCCGGCUGGGCAGCACCGAGGAGAUCCUGUGCCCCAGCUCGCUGCUCUCCGUCACCACCGUAUAGCCCCGCCGAGUGCGUGAGUGUGU
Molecule: messenger RNA, 2062 nt
Organism: Anguilla anguilla (European eel)
Lineage: Eukaryota; Metazoa; Chordata; Actinopteri; Anguilliformes; Anguillidae
Exons: 5
Coding region: 114-2039 (641 amino acids)
Source: RefSeq, a predicted model, not a curated record